Messenger RNA from Cuscuta europaea, 1240 nucleotides. The record is from the annotation of a GenBank genome assembly. Lineage: Eukaryota; Viridiplantae; Streptophyta; Magnoliopsida; Solanales; Convolvulaceae.
AUUUAUGGUUUAUCCACUGCAGAUUACACCAAACACUUUUUAUGGCUAAAUGCCCAUUCUUUUUCAUAAACCCGCUCCCUGCCAUCUCCCGCGGAUAAUCGUCAAUUCUGCGUCUCCUUCCCUUCCGAAUUUCUUCAAAUUUGCAGCGGUUUCACAUCGCCAUAAGCGCUCAUUACCUUCGUUCUCUACAGUAUCGUCUUUUUCUUCCAUGGACAGUCCGCCUGAGGGUUACCGUAGAAACGUUGGCAUUUGUCUCAUGAGCCCUUCUGUCAAAAAGAUUUUUGCUGCCUCCAGGCUUGACAUGCCAAAUGCUUGGCAAAUGCCUCAGGUGGUUCUUGUCCAAACAAAGCUUGGUAAGGGGUAUUCUUUAGAGAAAUAUGAUAAUUUGUAUUGUACCAAAACUCAGCCCAAGGGAGGUGUAGAUGAGAAUGAAGAUCCAAGAGAUGCUGCCAUCCGAGAACUAAGAGAAGAAACCGGAGUCACUUCUGCAGAAAUCAUUGCUGAGGUACCACACUGGUUAACAUAUGAUUUCCCACUCCAUGUUAGAGAAAAACUCAACCAGCGAUGGGGUUCUGACUGGAAAGGUCAAGCACAGAAGUGGUUCCUCCUUAAGUUUACUGGAAAUGACGAGGAAGUCAAUCUUCUUGGUGAUGGGACUGAGAAGGCUGAAUUUGGAGAGUGGUCUUGGAUGUCACCCGAACAAGUUGUGGAUCAUGCCGUGGAUUUCAAGAAGCCGGUUUACAAAGAAGUUAUUUCAGUUUUUGCUCCAUUUCUUCAGUAGCUCCGGGGCUGUGUCAGUCAGUUCUACAUCCUCUCCAUAGUGGACCAUGGCAUGCAAUCGGAGCAUUCCAUGGGCAAGAUGGAGAGCCAAAUAAAGUCCCAAGAACAGCUUUUCCAAGUCUGUAUCUUACUCUCUUGAUGAACCGUAUAUGGCUGGUAAGUUAUAGAGAUAUGAAUGAGGACCUGCCCAUCAUUUGUGAUAUGAACUUUAUGCCAUCAACCCCAUUAGAACAUUAUUGCAAUAUUGUUAUAGAAAAUGCUGCCCUGUAUGGCCGCAGUAAUUGGCUUUCUAUUAUUUACAAUCUCUAUUUUUGAAUUAUGCUCAUAGGUUUCAUCCAUGGACUAUGAUAUACGAUUAUGCAAUAUGCCAAUUUUCAAUGUUCACGAAUCCCCUAAAUCCCUAAUUAGUGUUUAAGACUUUUGUACCCUCUUUUCUUUCAUCUACAUUUUAGAUAUACUG